AUGUCCCGCAAGGCCAAUGUGGAAUAUACCCUGCGGAGCCUGAGCAAUCUGAUGGGGGAGAAGCGUCGCCGGCAGCAGCAGCACCCGGCGCCUGAGGGGGGCCCGUCGAGUCUCGGGGAGCGGAGCCUCAUCGCUGCCGCCGAGUCUUGCUCCAGCCUCAACAGCCAAGCGUCGGGCGGCGGCGGCGGCGGCGGUGGCGGCUGCGCUGACCUGGAGCGGGCGGCUCGCCGCCAGUUCCAGCAGGAUGAGACGCCCAGCUUCGUCUAUGUGGUGUCGGUCUUCUCCGCCCUGGGUGGCUUCCUCUUCGGGUAUGACACCGGCGUGGUGUCCGGGGCCCUUUUGCUGCUCAAGAAGGAGCUCAACCUGGACGCUUUCUGGCAAGAGCUGCUGGUCUCCAGCACGGUGGGCGCCGCCGCCCUCUCGGCGCUGCUCGGAGGGGUGCUCAAUGGGUGGUGUGGCCGCCGAGCCUGCAUCCUCCUGGCCAGCUUCAUCUUCACCGCCGGAGCUGCCCUUCUGGCUGCCGCUCAGGACAAGGAGACCCUGCUGGGAGGGCGCAUCGUGGUGGGGCUCGGCAUAGGCAUUGCUUCUAUGACAGUUCCAGUAUACAUUGCAGAAGUUGCUCCACCCCACCUAAGAGGCAGAUUAGUUACUAUAAAUACACUCUUCAUCACAGGAGGACAGUUCUUUGCGAGCGUUAUAGAUGGAGCCUUCAGUUAUCUUCCAAAGGAUGGUUGGAGGUAUAUGCUGGGCCUCUCAGCAAUUCCAGCUGUCAUACAGUUUCUUGGCUUUCUCUUUCUUCCUGAAAGUCCCCGUUGGCUUAUACAGAAAGGGCAGACUCAAAAAGCACGUAGAAUUUUGUCUCGGAUGCGUGGAAAUCAGACAAUAGAUGAAGAAUAUGACAGUAUUAAGAAUAACAUAGAAGAAGAAAAAGAAGUUGGUGCAGCUGGGCCUGUGAUCUACAGAAUGCUGACGUAUCCUCCAACUCGAAGAGAGUUGAUUGUGGGCUGUAGUCUACAAAUGUUCCAACAACUGGCAGGUAUUAAUACAGUCAUGUACUACAGUGCAACCAUUCUGCAGAUGUCUGGUGUUCAAGAUGACCGGCUUGCAAUUUGGCUUGCAGCAGUGACAGCAUUCACUAACUUCAUUUUCACUCUUGUUGGUGUCUGGCUUGUUGAGAAAGUAGGGCGCCGAAAACUCACACUUGGAAGUUUAGCAGGCACUACCGUUGCGCUUGUUAUUUUAGCUUUGGGAUUUUUGCUGUCAGCUCAGGUUUCACCACAAGUCACUCUUAAUCCUGAAGGCCCUUCAAGUCAAAACUCUACCUGCACAAAAUAUAGUUACUGUAAUGGUUGCAUGCUGGAUCCAAUUUGUGGCUUUUGUUACAAACUGAACAAGUCAAGUGUUGUGGAGUCCUCCUGUGUUCCUGUUAAUAAGAAGUCUACAAUGGAAGCAGCCUGGGGCAGAUGUUCAAAUGAGACCAGACUCAAAACUGAAGGCACAUAUUGGGCAUAUAACUUCUGCCCUACACCAUACUCCUGGACGGCACUCCUGGGACUUAUUUUAUACCUGGUUUUCUUUGCACCAGGAAUGGGACCAAUGCCUUGGACAGUAAAUUCUGAAAUAUACCCUCUUUGGGCAAGGAGUACAGGAAAUGCAUGUUCUUCUGGCGUAAACUGGAUUUUCAAUGUUCUAGUGUCACUAACGUUUUUGCACACAGCGGAAUAUCUGACAUACUACGGAGCGUUCUUCCUGUAUGCAGGAUUUGCUUUUGUGGGACUCAUUUUCCUCUACGGCUGUCUUCCUGAGACGAAAGGGAAAAAACUAGAGGAAAUUGAAUGCUUGUUUGAGAACUCACUGUGUACAUGUGGCAUUUCAGAUUCUGAUGAUGGGAGGUAUAUUGAAUAUAUCCGGGUGAAGGGAAGUAAUUACCAUCUUUCUGACAAUGAUGCUUCUGAUGUGGAAUGAUUUUCAGCUGCUAAUGUAUUAAAUCAUUUAAAAGCCUUGUGGGGGCGAUGGGGGGGAGGGAGGUUGAAGGAGCUACUCUUGAUGACCUCACUGCCCUGCUUCUGGUCUGGUCCUCCUUUCUACUGUCCAUCUGCUUUCCUUUCCCAAACCAUGCCAUUUGAAAAGAAUAGAAUAAAAUACAACCUUGUUCUUUCAAUUAGCCGAAGUGACAGUUUGCGAAGGAGGGGCGUGUGUGAUUCUGUGAGGAUAUAAACAUUCCAGCUGUGUGUGCUGCUGCUGUGUCUGAGGUCCUCAGAAUUGGGAUUCCAAAUUCAAUUGAUGAAAUACCAUGUGUAGUUGUCCAUAUUGAAAAAUGCUAAAAAGAACAGCUAGCCAGAAACCAGAUGAAUCAUAAAAGUAUGGUUACCUGGCAACCAAGAUUUGAUACAAAAAUGCUCAGCCACUUACAAAAUAAGCAGG
This is a messenger RNA of Elgaria multicarinata webbii, 2424 nucleotides long. It is a transcript of the gene SLC2A13, whose product is annotated as solute carrier family 2 member 13. The transcript is spliced from 10 exons. Gene Ontology annotation, biological process: myo-inositol transport; transmembrane transport. Gene Ontology annotation, cellular component: apical plasma membrane. Lineage: Eukaryota; Metazoa; Chordata; Lepidosauria; Squamata; Anguidae. The record is from RefSeq and is a predicted model, not a curated record. Gene Ontology annotation, molecular function: myo-inositol:proton symporter activity. Bases 1 to 1965 code for a protein of 654 amino acids.